This is a messenger RNA of Aureobasidium melanogenum CBS 110374, 303 nucleotides long. RefSeq lists its product as uncharacterized. The coding region runs from base 1 to 303 and encodes 100 amino acids. The transcript has 2 exons. NCBI's taxonomy places the organism in Eukaryota, Fungi, Ascomycota, Dothideomycetes, Dothideales, Saccotheciaceae. The record is from RefSeq and is a predicted model, not a curated record.
AUGGCUGCAAACCCAAACAUCACCAUGACACAAGUACUCAGCCUCUUUCCACACGCCUCAGACAUUACUCCAGAAGAAUCUGCAAAAUUCGAACAAGAAGUUCAACUGGAGAUGGACCGUCGCGGCAACUUCCACGGCAAUCAUGGCAACGAUGUCUGCUGUCAACGACGGCAGUCCGUACCAGAGGUAGCAGAAGAAGAACUCGAACGACGCUUGCUAUGGGCCAAGAAGAUGAUUUCUCAAAAUCCUGCUUUGUGUGCCAGGUCUUGUCAAUUGCCUGGUUUGCAGGAAGAACCUCAAUGA